This is a messenger RNA of Scheffersomyces stipitis CBS 6054, 567 nucleotides long. It is a transcript of the gene SEC22, whose product is annotated as SNAP receptor. Gene Ontology annotation, molecular function: SNAP receptor activity. Gene Ontology annotation, biological process: vesicle fusion with Golgi apparatus; retrograde vesicle-mediated transport, Golgi to endoplasmic reticulum; endoplasmic reticulum to Golgi vesicle-mediated transport. The transcript has a single exon. The record is from RefSeq and is a predicted model, not a curated record. Bases 1 to 567 code for a protein of 188 amino acids. Gene Ontology annotation, cellular component: endoplasmic reticulum-Golgi intermediate compartment; SNARE complex; ER to Golgi transport vesicle membrane. Lineage: Eukaryota; Fungi; Ascomycota; Pichiomycetes; Serinales; Debaryomycetaceae.
AUGGACCAGAAGAAAAAGUGUAAGAUUCUCAUCAGUAGAAUGACACCCAACUCCGAGCCUCAGGCUACAAUUGAAUCUGGGGACUAUAACAUCCACUACUUGAUCGCAAGCCUGAUCAUAUACAUUUGCAUUAGUGAAAAGUCAUACCCCAGGAAGCUUGCAUUCUCAUACUUGCAAGAAAUAUCGCAUGAGUUCCAGAAUUCGCAUGGAACAGAUGCUUUAUCGAACUCAGCCAGACCUUUUGGAUUCUCUUCGUUUGAUAAUUUCUUGAGCAAAACUAAAAAAAUCUACCAAGAUCAGAGAGCACAAUCAAAUUUGGACAGAUUGAACAACGACUUGGCAGAUGUCAAGAAAGUCAUGACAAAGAACAUCGAAGACUUGUUAUAUAGAGGCGACUCGUUGGACAAGAUGAGUGACUUGUCGUCGAGCUUGAAGAGUGAUUCGUUGAAGUACAGAAGAAGAGCACAAAGAAUCAACUUAGAGGCCAUGAUCAGACAGUACAUCCCCAUUGUUGGAGCUGGGUUGAUCUUUGUGUUUUUGAUAUGGUACAUGUUCCUCCGUCGUUAA